UUUGACUGCGAGACCUCGUCAGUGGUGGACGUCUAUAGCCUAGACUCGCUCCUAGAGCAAAACAACAUGGUCUCUGCCAGGCUGUGGUAGCGCUAGCAGAGUGUGGGCCAGUUUGAAAUCCUGUUGAAACCUCCGUGGAUCUAAUAAGCUGACAACAGCAAUAUGGGCAUUAAAGACCUAUUGCCAGCCCUUGUCAACUCGACACAACCCAUCACUAUAGAGGAGAUGGUUGGAACUGUGGUGGCCAUUGAUGCGUCCUCUUGGCUUCACAGGGGGAUAUAUUCCUGUGCCAAAGAGCUAUUUCUGGGACAGAAGACAGACAGCUACAUCAAGUUCUUUAUGGACAGAAUCGAGCUUCUGCUCCGAAACAGGAUUACACCCCUGGUCGUGUUUGACGGACCAAGCCCUUUGCCAGCAAAAGCCCAGGUGGCAGCGGAAAGGAGAGAGAAAAGGACUAUUGCCAAGCAGCUGGCUUGGAUCUCCCUCCGCCAGGGAGAUGAGAACAGGGCUAGGCAACAUUGCUGCAGUGCUGCAGAAAUAACACCGGAUAUGGUCAACAAUAUCAUCAAGUCUAGUAUUGUUUUGCAGGCGUUGAAAGACAAAGGGGUUGACUUCGUGGUGGCACCAUACGAAGCUGACCCACAACUGGCCCUCAUGAGCUUGAGCAGAACGGCCGACUACAUCAUCACCGAAGAUACUAACCUGCUAGUCUAUGGGGCAAAACAGGUUAUCUACAAUUGGGAAGGAGACCGAGGUCAACUCAUUUGCCAACAUCUCCUCUACAGAUCAUUCCCUGACCUCCCAGACUUCACCUUCCAGAAAUUUCAAUACAUAUGUAUUUUGGCAGGCUGUGACUACCUAAAAUCCCUUCCAAACAUGGGGAUAGAGGGGGCAAAGAACUUUGUUAAGGCACUUGGAGACAGGGAUAUUUUCAUGCAAGUCAAGAACAUCGGCUUGUUUGUAGGAGGACACAUCACCGUUCCACCUGAGUAUCCUGACAACUUCAAAAUGGCUCUGAACACGUUCACCUACCAGACUGUCUACAAUCCUGACAAGGGGUACACUCCACUGCAUGAAUACCCGCCUGGCUUGUCUGCUGCGGACUUCACGUAUGCUGGAUUACCAUUACCUGACGCACCAGUUGCAGACUUAAGCCGAACUUGGGUCAGUGAGGAUGUGCUGAACAAAACAGACCAGACUGACUUCACAUUCAAGGGGACCUCAAGCAGUGAUGAUGAGUCUACAGAGUCCACUCACUCCACACCAUACAACUUGAGAAGUCAGCAACAGAAGCCCAUUUCCACAGUACUCAGUAUUGGCGAGGACCUCAAAUGGACACCCCCGAGCUUUCCUGUCAUGACCAUUGAUUUCAUAACUGGCACACUGUCUUCUGAACAUAGCCAAACACACACACAAUGUUUGUUCGAAGCCUCUGAUCGCAGGGUGCUGUUAUACACCCCUCCCUUUGACAUUAUAAUACAGCGUUCAUGUACCAUAACUGCGCAAAACACCUCAUACCUUGUGGUAUGGGAAUGGGGCUUUCACGAACCACCUAUCAACUUUGAAGCACACCGUAAUGACACAGAGAGUGAGGAUGAAAGUGAUAUGUUUGAAUUAGACUCAGACAGUGAAGACGAUGAUAGAGAUCACGUGUUGCCAUUUGAAGUAAUGGGGGUCGCACAUUCUAGAAGAAGGCAGGAAGUAUUAGAGUGGGCACACGAUGAAAUGGUGGAAAGGAAUAGUACCCCCCAAGUAGAGCUUAUUCCUGAGCGCAUUAACCCACUUGAUGAGAUUGCAAUUGCUGUUUGUAUCAACACAGCGAGAGGGCCAGAGACGGUCGGGUAUAUUGCCAAAGAAAUGACGCAGUAUGUACAUCCCAUUAUCAACACUAACAGACUGACCUGUGCAAGGAUAGGUAGAAUUGCUUUUAGGACAACUUACGAAAAUUAUGGAUGGUUCAUGAAGUUACUUAUCACAAGGAAGGGCACAUGGGAUAGGGCAGUUAUUCGACAGUCACGCCAUAUAAUGUAGAUAAGGAGGGGGGAGUUCCUCUUCUAUGUUAUGAAAUCUAGCAAUAAUUGUUCUGGCUUAGCCUCCUUUGCAGACUUGUUGGGGUCUGCGUUACUUUUUUCUGUGAGCGACGAGAGUAAUAUGCCA
Messenger RNA from Branchiostoma belcheri (Belcher's lancelet), 2157 nucleotides. RefSeq names its product exonuclease 1-like. The transcript is spliced from 9 exons. Gene Ontology annotation, biological process: mismatch repair; DNA recombination. NCBI's taxonomy places the organism in Eukaryota, Metazoa, Chordata, Leptocardii, Amphioxiformes, Branchiostomatidae. Gene Ontology annotation, cellular component: nucleus. The coding region runs from base 163 to 2031 and encodes 622 amino acids. Gene Ontology annotation, molecular function: 5'-3' DNA exonuclease activity; DNA binding; 5'-flap endonuclease activity. The record is from RefSeq and is a predicted model, not a curated record.